Messenger RNA from Exserohilum turcica Et28A, 666 nucleotides. RefSeq lists its product as uncharacterized. The coding region runs from base 1 to 666 and encodes 221 amino acids. NCBI's taxonomy places the organism in Eukaryota, Fungi, Ascomycota, Dothideomycetes, Pleosporales, Pleosporaceae. The record is from RefSeq and is a predicted model, not a curated record. The transcript has 2 exons. Gene Ontology annotation, cellular component: mitochondrion.
AUGGGACUACAGAAUAGCAACCGGAUACAGCGUCGAUUCAAGGGCUACAUAGCACCGGAAGGCGAGCAGGCCAGGCCCAUUACUGGAUUCUAUGAAGCUCUAGACAUGUUGAAAAAGCCCCUCUCCCAAGUUCAAUCGCUGUCCCAUACAAGUCCCGAGCCCCCCAAAGAGCCUCCGAAAACUCCCAAGGAAGAAACAUUUGCAAAAGCGCGAAUCAUCUUCGGUUCCACAACCGCGCUCGAGGAACGUAGACAAGAGAUUAUGAAAUCGUCGCAGAACAUUGCGGGAGUGCUCGUCCCUCCGCGCCCCGAAGAACCAGACAACUGCUGCAUGUCCGGCUGCGUCAACUGCGUGUGGGACAUGUACCGAGACGAGAUGGAAGAGUGGGCAGAGAAGCACGCUCAGGCGAGAGCAGCAAUGCAAGCCCAGCGACAAGAAGCAAAGGGGACUGGCAGUAUGGUGGCAGGAGAGGCAACGCCGAGCCAUGUUGCUACCAGUAUGGACGAUGACGGGGGUGGCAGUGAAACCAACUGGGACGGCGGUCUUGACGACACAGACAAGGACAAGCUGUUUGCAGACAUACCCGUCGGCAUUCGAGAAUUUAUGAAAACAGAAAAGAAGUUGAAACAGGCGCAGAAACAGGCAGAGACUGCUGCUUCUGCGUAA